CACUAUUGGUUUAAAUGUAGUACUCUGCUAUACAGUUAAAAUAGUGUUAGAGUUCUGGAGUUGCAUUUGCUAUGUGUGUCUAAGAUGCUAUAUUUUCCAGGAUUUUUAAAAUUCAAGGUUCUUAGCGAGGAUAAUAUAUAAAUGUUCUACUGCUAUCAAAGUCACUUCCACUACAAAUAUUGCAAAUUCUUCUUCUGUUUUAAUGUCACGCUGACUUUGUUGGAAUGUCUACUAAUCUAUACUAUUACUGGUGGUUUAAAUUCCAAUAACCGUUUAUGUUCCACUUUACAAUCAAAGCGAGAUUAUUAUAUACAGUUUGACCAUAAAGUCUGUAGACGAUAAAAUUAAUCUUUUUAUACAGUCUUAUUAUCGCCAAUCAAGUAUUGGUGAAGUGAUAAAAGAAUAUAAAAAGUAAACUAAAAGUUUUCUGUAAAAAUGCUAGAGUGGGGAAAGGUUUGAGGCAAAUGAUAUAUUGUAAAAUGCACAAUGGUGGUAAGAAAUUCAGAGUGUAAAAGUCACCACAGUGGCACAGUAGCACAAUACAAGUGUGAAAUAUGUUAUUUACCCCAACUAUCUUUAUAAGAGCUCUUUGAAUUUGUGAUUUCUUUUGUCUGUGGUAGGAUUGUGUAAAUAGGAAAAACUAAGUUUUAGAGGGAAGACUUCAUUCAGGUUAGAAAAUUGUUCAUUUCAUAGGUUAACUCAGGGGACGUAUAUGAGGGCUGUUUCUUUUUUUCCUGGACAGUUAGAUCAUUUUGUUUCUAAAUUUUUCAUCGUUAGAAGCCUAUAAUUUUGUGCAUCACUCAAAUAGUUGUAUAGGAAAUGCGUAAGCGCAGGUUUAACAGGAAGGUCCCAGAAGAUUUUGCAAAAUUCAGAUCCUCCACACAGAAGCCAGGCGCAUUCUUCAUAGGGUGUUACAACGACAAAAAUCAACCACAUUAUUAGAGGAGACUCUUUUUGCCUUUGUCAGGUCUACCAGGAGAGGCCAUUGGAGGAAGAACGUCACGUGACAGAGGGGUGCCAAUGUUAUUCUUUAAGGGUGUCAAGACCCUGUCAGUUUGUGAAAUAAAUAUUGGGAAACAACGAAAUGCAAAAAGCGACCUACUACGACAGCUCUGCAAUCUAUGGUGGCUACCCCUACCAAGGAGCAAAUGGUUUCACUUAUAAUGCUAGUCAGCAGCAAUAUCCUCCAUCUUCAUCACUUGUGGAAACUGAAUAUCAUCGACCAGCUUGCUCUUUACAGUCACCUGGCAGUUCUGUGUCCCACCAUAAAGCCAAUGAAAUCAAUGAGAGUUGCAUGAGGACCAUCACUAGCCAACCCAUUCAGCCCCCAGUUAUUUCAGAGCAGCAACAGCAACAGCCUCCAGCCCAGCAGGCACCAGCUCCACCGCCACCCUCUGUCUCACCACCUCAAAAUGCCAGCAGCAAUUCUGCCCCAACUAACACUACCAAGAGCCCAGUUAUUAACUCACCCACCAUGUCCAAACAAAUAUUCCCAUGGAUGAAAGAGUCUCGACAAAAUACAAAGCAGAAAAACAGCAGCUCCAGUUCAGGUGAGAGCUGUGCUGGUGAUAAAAGCCCUCCAGGGCAAGCCUCCUCUAAAAGAGCACGUACAGCUUAUACAAGUGCCCAGCUGGUAGAACUGGAAAAGGAGUUCCACUUCAAUAGAUACCUUUGCAGGCCAAGAAGGGUAGAAAUGGCUAAUUUGCUCAAUCUCACAGAAAGACAAAUCAAAAUAUGGUUUCAGAACCGCAGAAUGAAAUAUAAAAAGGAUCAAAAGGGAAAGGGCAUGAUGACCUCUUCAGGAGGACAGUCCCCAAGCAGAAGUCCUGUGCCUCCAGCUCCUGGGGGGUAUUUAAACUCUAUGCAUUCUUUAGUAAACAGUGUUCCCUAUGAGCCCCAGUCGCCUCCAUCAUUUAACAAGCCUCAUCAAAAUGCCUAUGGCAUCCCUGCAUCAUAUCCAGCUCCUCUCAAUAAUUGCCCGCCUCCUCAAAAGAGAUACACGGGGACAGCAGCGGUUACUCCUGAAUAUGAUACUCAUCCUCUUCAAGGCAACAGUUAUGGAAAUCCACAUAUACAGGGAAGCCCCGUCUAUGUGGGGGGCAACUAUGUGGACACCAUGACCAAUUCUGGGCCUUCCAUCUUUGGUCUAACUCAUCUCCCUCAUCCUUCCUCUGCCAACAUGGACUACAGUGGGACUGGGCCAAUGGGCAACAAUCACCACCAUGGACCUUGUGAUCCACACCCAACAUACACAGACCUUACUUCUCACCAUCCUUCUCAGGGAAGAAUUCAGGAAGCGCCCAAACUCACCCAUCUGUAACAGACAUGAGUUACUAAGUGGAAUGAAGUCCCCAACUUUUUUAAAGUACUUUCCACCCUCCCAUCUCCCUCUAUUUUUUUGUUUUUGUUUUGUUUGGUUUGGUAAAGCGUUCUAUAGUUUAUGUGACGUAGCAAUAUUUGUUGCUUGAAUUGCUCUAUAGUUUCAAUAGUGGAUAUUUAUCUUCUUGAACUGUAGCCUUGUGUCUCGCUUUGGGAGUAUACAUAGGCUUUAUACUUUACUUCUACACUUUUAUCAAAACAGGGUAUAUGAACAAAUUUUCUAUAACAAUAAUUCUGAAAUGUGAAUUUGUUCGUACAUGAUUGAUCCCACGGGGAAGCAAUUUUUUAUUGCACUUCUUUUAACUAGCGAGAAAGAAAUCAAAGGCGCUUGAACAGGGGCUCCCUGGACAAUUAUUAAUACGUGUUAAGUCUUUCAAUGUGUGUAUGCUGGUGAACAUUCAGAUUAAUUUAUAUUUUUUUUGAAAACAUUGAAUAAUCUAAGUGUUUAAAAUUUUAUUUAUCCCCAUCUGUUCAUAUUUAUAUAUAUAUAUAAAAUUUUGUACCCUGAAUAUUCAGGAGGUAUUUACCUGGCCAUAUGUUAGAUGGCAUAUUGGCAUAAGUAGGAAAUAUCAUUUGAAAGGAAACUAUUACUCCUUUAUUUAAAAAUAUAAUAAUGCAAUAAAUUCUG
Molecule: messenger RNA, 3007 nt
Organism: Trachemys scripta elegans
Lineage: Eukaryota; Metazoa; Chordata; Testudines; Emydidae
Gene: HOXA3
Product: homeobox A3
Exons: 3
Coding region: 1085-2320 (411 amino acids)
Biological process (GO): regulation of transcription by RNA polymerase II
Cellular component (GO): nucleus
Molecular function (GO): RNA polymerase II cis-regulatory region sequence-specific DNA binding; DNA-binding transcription factor activity, RNA polymerase II-specific
Source: RefSeq, a predicted model, not a curated record